This is a messenger RNA of Lactuca sativa (garden lettuce), 1229 nucleotides long. RefSeq names its product putative carboxylesterase 5. The record is from RefSeq and is a predicted model, not a curated record. Lineage: Eukaryota; Viridiplantae; Streptophyta; Magnoliopsida; Asterales; Asteraceae. Gene Ontology annotation, molecular function: hydrolase activity.
UAUAUGCAUGUAAUUCUUUCUCGUACUCCUACCUUGUUUCUUUCACGUUCAACGUCGAGACGUCCACAGAGUAAAUCAUGAAAGAACUCCUUGGCAUACUUCGUGUUUUCGAAGACGGCCGAUACGAGAGAAUUGAAGUUCACACUAUUGUUCCCGCCGGCAUCGAUCCUUCCACCGGCGUGAAUUCUAAAGACGCCGUGUAUUCACGGGAAACCAACAAAUCCGCUAGACUUUACCUUCCAAAAACCGCAACCCCAAACCAUAAACUCCCGCUUUUAAUCUUCUAUCACGGCGGAGGAUUCGUUGAUGAAUCUCCUUUCGACACGACUUACAAUGACUUCCUGAACCUCGUCGUCGCAGAUUCCAACGUCAUCGCGGUCUCCGUCGACUACAGACUCGCGCCAGAGUUUCCUGUCCCGAUCGCCCACGAAGACUCCUGGGAAGCGAUCAAGUGGGUGGCGCAGCAUGCUAAUGGGAAGGGCCCGGAGCCAUGGUUGAACGAAUACGCAGAUCUUCAAAACAUCUUCCUCGCCGGCGACAGUGCUGGAGGUAACCUAACCCACAACAUGGCGGUUCGUGUCGGGUUGGAUACCCCUGCCGGUUUACGGUUCCGGGGUGCUAUCUUGCUCCACCCGUAUUUCUGGGGCACAGAACGGGUAGGUACCGAAGCCGACUGGAUGUCACCCGGAUUAAUUGACAGUGUGAAUGAAUUAUUGGCUCUGGCUUACCCAGGAAGAUCCGGGAUGGAUGACCCGCUGAUCAACCCAGCUAUGGAUCCAAGAAUAGCGGGUAUUCUUUGCUCCAAGAUACUGCUUUGCGUCAGUGGAAAUGAUUUUAUGAGGGAUAGAACUAGAAACUAUAAAACGCUGAUUGAAAAUUGUGGGUGGAAAGGAAAUGUAGAAGUGGUGGAGGACAACGAGGAGAGCCAUGUUUUUUUCUUGAAGAAGCCUACCUCUAAAAAUGCUGUUACUUUGCGCAAUAGAAUCUCUGCAUUUAUCAACAGCGCUUGAAGAAGUAUAUAUGUCAGGGUGAUCUUAAAAAUAAAAUAAAAUAAAAUAAAGAAACUGAUCACACAUGCAAAUACACACGUAUGUAUGAUUGUAUGCUGUAUGAUGCAGUUCUUAGCAAUACCCUCUCUUUAACUAUAAACAGUACACGUUCCUUAAUUUAUUAAAUAAACUAGUAUUUUCUUAUUCAUAUCUAUCAAAUAAAAAAAUUGUGUUUUAUUA